Amborella trichopoda is the source of this 2498-nucleotide messenger RNA. NCBI's taxonomy places the organism in Eukaryota, Viridiplantae, Streptophyta, Magnoliopsida, Amborellales, Amborellaceae. The record is from RefSeq and is a predicted model, not a curated record.
UCAAAAAGCUUCAAACCAAACCAUAUUUUUGAUCACCACCAUCCCUCCCGCGUGAAGCUCUGCAAACAUCUAACCUAACCAUAUUUUCAAUCACCACCAUCCCUCCCACGUGAAGCUCUGCGAACAUCUCGUUCUCCUGCUCCUCUGCUGUGCCUCUGCAAAGGGUCGCCUCUCUCUUGCUCUCCCUCUCUUCCCAUCUGCAAAACUCGUGAGCUCUGGACCAGGCAAAGCUCUGCGAACGUCUCUCUCUCCUGCUCUCUCGCUCGCCCUCUCUUUGCCCUCUGUAAAGCUUCUGGACUAGGCAUAUUUCUUCUGCAGCAAACAAACGGAACGCUCACUAGAAACUCCAAACGAAGCUAAGUCCAGGUGUAAUGUGUGAGUUCGAAGUUAGAAGAUCAGACUUCCCACCGCACUUUGCUUUUUUGGGUAUUGGAAGUCGUUCGAAGAGUUUGAGAGGUGGAAAAAGAUGAACAGUGGGUACUUCCAAGAGCGUUUGAGAACCCUUUUAGCUACUAAGCGCUGGAACUACUGUGUGUAUUGGAAACCCAGCAACGACCAGAGGAAUAUUGAAUGGGUGGGGUGUUGCUGCGGGGGAGCUACUGAAAAUGGAGAUAGUGAGAAUGGUUUGGUGGGGUCUUUUGCAUCUAAAUUUUAUUGCAGGGAUACAGUUUUACCCCACCCACCCACCCAGUCCUGCCACCUUCUCUUGGCGUCGCCUACCUCCAUCCCUUUGGACUCUGCUGCUGCUGGGGUUUAUGCACAGGUGCUUUUGUCCGGGCAGGCCAGAUGGAUUAAUACUAAUACGCAACCCACCCACCUAACGGAUUGCAGUGAAGUGGGGGCUAAUACAAAUAAUAAUAAUACAAGGGCAUUCAUUCCGGUUCCUGGAGGAGGCCUUGUGGAGCUGUUUGCUUUUGAUAAUGUAUCAGAGGAUCGUGAGGUGAUUGAGUUUGUUAUGGAGGAGCAGUGGCCUGCAAAUUGCCCCCCUGAACACCCUCUCCAUCAGGAAUCUUGGCAGCAGCAGAGGCAGGAAGCGAUGAUGAUAUCUUCUUCUUCAUCUUCCGCCAUAAAGGAAAUACCUUUCCAUUUCUCAUCGGAAAACUUAGUCGGAAACUACCAAAGUUUCGAGCCCCAAUCCCCCACAGACCUACAGGAAGAUUACGAAAGAAGAUACUACUACCACCACCACCAAAUGCUCGACAACAGGCAAAAGGACUUCCAUCACCACCCCCCAUGGACUGGUGUCCCUUCUCCUUCGGAUUGGGGGUCGUAUGGCCAACAGCAGCUGAGGAACAACAACGUUCUCUUUGAUGGCUCUGCCGACUCCUUGCUCUCAGAUGACAUGAUGAAGCCUCCAAUCUCCUUCCCCAAUCUUAAAUCGACAUCAUCCUCAUCACAGGUGAAGCAGGAGGGUGAGCAGGAGGGUGAGCAGAGGGGUGACUCCAUCUCUGACUGCAGCGAGGAUGACGACGAACAAAAGGCAAGGUCUGGAAGGAAACAUCAGUCUAAGAACCUGGUGGCUGAGAGGAAGAGAAGGAAGAAGCUCAGUGAAAGGCUCUAUGCCCUCCGCUCCCUCGUGCCCAAGAUCACCAAGAUGGACAGGGCAUCCAUCUUGGGUGAUGCCAUAGAGUAUGUAAAGGAGCUGCAAAUGCUAGUGAAGGCACUGCAGGAGGAGCUGGAGGAGACAACUGAGGAAGAGCGGCAGCAGCAGCAACAGCAAGGGAACGGAGGCGAUGGUGGUGCUCCUCCGGCUACGACCCCUUCCUCUGAUUGCAACAACCAUGGCGGCUUUAGCGUCAUGGAGGAGCGGGUUGAGGAAUCCUCAUCCUCUAAUCACCUGCUGCAUAUCCCCAACAUCAACAAUGACUGUUCCGAUGACAAGGCUCAGCAGCAGCAAAUGGAGGUUCAGGUUGAGGUGAGCCAAGUAGGCGCCCAUGAGUUCAACCUGAAGAUAUUUUGCGAGAAAAGCAGUGGUGGUUUUGCGAGGCUAAUGCAGGCCAUGGAUGCCUUGGGCCUCGAAGUAAUCCAUGUUAAUAUCACUACUUACAUGAGCCUCGUUCUUAAUGUCUUCAAAGUCGAGGUAUGUCUUAGAAAGGACACUACUUACAUGAGCCUCGUUCUUAAUGUCUUCAAGGUCGAGAUGAGGGAUAACGAAGCUAUACAGGCAGAGCAUGUGAGGGAUUCACUUCUGGAGCUCACCCGCAAUCCCAAUGGCUGGCCUUCCCCUGUACCGAAAUUGCAGCAUGUCCACUUGCGGGAGCUUCCGCCACCAAUCGGCGCCGCCAACUUCUCCAGCAUCCAUAUUUGAUACGGUUGUUUCAUAUACAAUGUUUUGAAUAUUUUUAGUCUAAGAUUUUUUGUCUUUUCUGAAAUUAACCAUAUCAAGCAGUUUUAAAUCACUCACUUUGUCUGAAUUAUGAACUUAAUUUGUUUAAACUGCAUCAUCCUAUUGUGGGGUUUGAAUUGUUUAAUGGUAGCUUAUUGCUAAUGGUAUUCGA